AAAUUAUGAUUGCACAAGAUGUUGUGAAUAUUCCAUGCAGGUGUCUCUGGUCACUUUUGAAGGUGAUCUGAAUUCCCUUCUACUCGUUGUUGCAGCCAUAGGGUGGCACCGGGCAUUGUUGAGUUUUGAUCCAUGUCCUAAGAGCACUACAACCCAGUAUUUCAAGUUUAGCAGAGCAUUUUGAGAGGCUAGAGUUUGCACACAGGCCCAUGGCUUGUUCACUCCUGAAAGCAAAUAAAACAGCAACUUUUGCCUCCAGAUAAAGGGCUCUGAUUGUACCAGCUCCAGCUCUCCACCCUGCUCCUAAGCCAACUACUACCACUCACGGCAGAGGGAGUGGAAGAUAUUUCCUUCUGCACCUCCUCUGACCUUUUCUUCCUCCUCUGCUGCCUGGCUUGCUACCAGCUUAGGGGAGGUGAGUAUGAUCUCACACCCUGCAGUUUCCUCCUCCGGGUAGUCAUCAGUUGCCCCCAUACCUCUUCUUAAUGAUGCCAUCAGCAAUUAUACAUUGGCACCAACUUGGUCUGUGUUUCAGCCUUGCAGGCAAAGCAGCUUCAGGAGGAACAGUGUGAUGGUGAAGGGAUUUUGUCUUCCCCACCUGCUGCUGCUACUUCUUUAUAAAGGCAAAUAAAAACUCAACAUCCUUUUAUUUCUCUCAUCGUGGAGCUCAGCCUCCAGAGUUAGAUAAAGAAUAAUUAAAACCUGCUGAGCCAGCAGACUUGGCACAAAACCAAAUAGAACCUCUGAAUUUUGAAAGACAUCGUAAGAAAUUGGGAAGCAUUAAGCUCAGAUGAUUUUUUGUGAUGAUGAAAAGAUGAAAGCUGGAAAUACGUAACUGAAUUAUUGUUUAAAGAGAUGUGGCACUUCUGAAGUUAAAUCAAAGUAUUGUGUUCACUGUAGGUGAAGCAGUUAAUAUUUGCCAGAUUAGCCUGAGGUAUUUUGAUGUAGUGUGAAGAUAACAGUGGUACAAUGUGCUUGCACCAAUAAAAUGAGUCAUACGCACAUCCAACUCUUUUUACAGAAAUACACCAUCAGCAUGGUUCCUGUUUAACCUAUAAAAUCUUAUGCUGCAUUUUACUAAUAACUACUACAGAUUAUGCUGUAACAGUGCUGAAAGCAAUUUAUUUUAGACAUAAAACAUAGCUAUACUUUGAACUGCCUUAUUAUUUACCUGUUUCAACUUUACAUACAGUCACUGGGUAAAACUUUAACAACUACUUAGCUGUACGAAUGAACCUCAUGGGCUAUGCCUGCUGUGGCAGCAGAAUUAUUUGUCAGCAGAUUUUCUUUUCACAGCGUCCUCUUAUCAGAAGACAGCUGUGAUUACUAAGCUAAUUUGGUAUGUGAAACCAUAUGGUGUUUUGGAGCUGCUUGGUUACUGUGGAGGAUAAAUAGCUCCUGACCCUAAAGAGGAUCUUUUUAAGAAAAAAAAAAAAAUAAAUGGUUUCCCUAUGCCUUAUAAGGCAUGGGCAGCCUUACUCCAGUGCUGAAGAAGGGGCGGUAACGGGUUCAUGCUGCUGAGUUUUCUCCAGCAGCGGUUACAGGCGACUGAAGAAGUUAAGCUGAAAUUGCAAACGCUUUUUCCCCAGCACUUAGCAACAAAACUCAGUCAGGAGAGGAGGCAUCAGGUGAAAUUAAAAAAAAAACAAACCAAACCACCACCACUUAAUCAUGGGAAAAUCAGCUUCGAAACAAUUUGCUGAAGAAGUCUUGAAAGCACACAAUGACUACAGGAAGAAACAUGGAGUCCCUCCAUUAAAACUCUGCAAGAAGUUAAACAGAGGAGCCCAACAGUAUGCAGAAGAACUGGCUACCACAAGGGUCCUCAAACACAGCUCUGAGUCUGCUAAUGGAAAAUGUGGAGAAAACCUAGCAUGGGCAUCCUAUGACCAACCAGGAAAGGAUGUGGCUGACAGAUGGUACAGUGAAAUAAAAAAUUACAGCUUUCAGAACCCAGGGUUUUCUUCUGGGACAGGUCACUUCACAGCAAUGGUUUGGAAGAGUACAAAAAAGAUGGGUGUCGGAAAAGCAUCUGCUAGUGAUGGCUCUACAUUUGUUGUGGCUAGAUAUGACCCAGCUGGAAAUGUAGUAAAUCCAGGCUAUUAUGAAGAGAAUGUCCUUCCUCCAAGAAAAUAACUUUUUUUUUUUUUCUCUUAAAGGUAGUUCUACUACCUUUACAUGUGAAUCCGGUUUUGGACUUCAUGAUGUUAGAAAUGAAGUACGAUUCAAUGAAAUUUCCUGUUUGAUACUGCUGGUCACUUCUCAUUAAAGAGGGAGCAAUUACCUGUUGGUUGAGUCAAUCUGCAUAUUAGGUCCCUGUUGUUUCUGACUUCAGUCUAUUUGAGGAUGAAGCAUAUUCAGCAUUUCUGAAGGGUAAAAUUUAUAAAGUGGGUAGGUUUUUUUAUAGUUUGCAUGAACUCUGUGUCAGCAUGUGAGUAAGCACAUGUCGAGUGUCUUUUUUUAAACAAGCAAAUUUAUAUCUUUCUGUGAACUGAAGAUAUCAGCUUGUAAUUAUGUCACGUACUCCCAGUUUUUCAGUAUUUUUUAAUAACUGUAACUUCUUUGCUCUGUCCAUACCUCCUACUACUGUGGGGUCUUCUCUCUGCAGAUGGAACAUAUGCAAAACUUCCUGUAUGAAAUGUACAUGUGUAAAAUGUAGUGGCAGUCAGACCUAUGUUUUUUUAUUAAAAGGAUCUCAUGAAACACUAAA
Cuculus canorus (common cuckoo) is the source of this 2710-nucleotide messenger RNA. RefSeq names its product GLI pathogenesis related 2 (gene GLIPR2). Gene Ontology annotation, cellular component: extracellular region. The transcript is spliced from 5 exons. The coding region runs from base 1672 to 2136 and encodes 154 amino acids. The record is from RefSeq and is a predicted model, not a curated record. NCBI's taxonomy places the organism in Eukaryota, Metazoa, Chordata, Aves, Cuculiformes, Cuculidae.